GGGGCUUGAGUCUGCUCCCGAUCAGCGUGUUCAAUUUUCCUGAGUCAGUGGUGCCUUUUUGAAGGUUCACGGUGGCUUGCCGGCUUGUUGUGACGAGAGAAUUUCCAUAUUAUAAGUAGUCAAUUCGUUGUGACCAUGGUGCAGGCCGUGAUGAACAUCACGUCGGCUGCGGGCAUUAUUUCGCUUCUCGAUGAGAACCAGACCGAGCUUCGUGUUUUUGCCUUGAAGAAGCUGGACUCGAUUGUGAACGAGUUUUGGCCGGAGAUAUCAGAAGCAAUAGAAAAGAUUGAAGUCCUUUAUGAAGAUGAAGCAUUCCCUCAGCGUCGCCUUGCAGCCUUGGUUGCCUCAAAGGUUUACUACCACCUGGGGUCCUUCGAAGACUCGCUGACGUAUGCUCUUGGAGCAAGCGAUCUCUUUGACGUCAACACCCCAACAGAAUAUGUAGAAACUACUAUCUCAAAGUCAAUCGACCACUACACAAAGCUUCGCCUGGAGGAUGAAUCAGGGCUAUCUGUCGAUCCGAGGCUGGAGGCCAUCGUCAACAGGAUGUUUCUGCGGUGCUUCAACGACGGGCAAUAUCGUCAGGCUGUGGGCAUUGCACUGGAGACAAGGCGUAUGGAUAUGUUUGAGAAGGCCAUCAUGACAUCGGAUGAUGUUCCAGGGAUGCUGGCUUACAGUUCCAAAGUUGCCAUGACCCUGGUGCCGAACCGCACCUUCCGCGACGAGGUCCUGCGGGCCCUGGUGAAGCUGUACAAGAACCUCACGACACCAGACUAUGUGAACAUGUGCCAGUGCCUGAUCUUCCUAGAUGAUGCUCAGUCUGUGGCAGAUGUUCUUAUUCGACUGGUUAAAGGAAGUGGGCAAGAGUCAACACUCAUGGCGUACCAAAUUGCGUUUGACCUCUACGAGAGCGCAACACAGCAGUUCCUGACUCGUGUUCUUCAAGCUUUGAAAGCGCUUGCACCUGCGCCUAAAGCCGACAAAGAAGAAGCAAAGCCUGUGGCAGAGCCUGAAAAAGCUGAUGCUUCAGCGGAGCCAACAAAACAAGAGGGAGAGGGUGCUGUGAAGAAAGAACCUCAAGAGCAACCAGUUGAACUCAGUGGUGCACCACCUGCCCAAUCAUCCACAGUGGGUGAUGAACAUGCCGCCCAGGUGGAGAAGCUGUCGACGAUCCUUGGCGGGGAGAUCACAAUUGGCCUCCACCUUCAGUUCCUUAUAAGGAGCAACCACACAGACCUGCUCAUUCUCAAACAGACAAAGGAAGCAGUACGGAAUUCCGUGUGCCACACCGCCACUGUCAUUGCAAAUUCCCUCAUGCAUAGCGGUACCACUAGUGACCAGUUCCUCAGAGACAAUUUGGACUGGCUUGCACGAGCUACAAACUGGGCCAAAUUUACGGCAACUGCCAGCUUGGGUGUUAUUCACAAGGGCCACGAGAAAGAAGCUCUGCACCUCAUGUCAUCGUACUUGCCGAAGGAAAGUGGUCCGGGCAGCGGCUACACGGAAGGUGGCGGCCUCUACGCCCUCGGUCUGAUCCAUGCCAAUCAUGGGGCGGCUAUCAUUGAUUAUCUCUUGGCACAACUGAAAGAUGCCUCUAAUGAGAUCAUCCGUCAUGGUGGAUGUCUGGGCGUUGGUUUGGCGGCCAUGAGUACGCAUCGGCAAGACGUGUACGAGCAACUCAAGUUCACGCUGUACCAAGAUGACGCAGUCGCGGGAGAAGCAGCUGGAAUCGCCAUGGGUUUAGUGAUGCUCGGAUCCAAGUCAUCCACCGCACUUGAAGAUAUGGUCGCUUACGCCCAAGAAACUCAGCAUGAAAAGAUCCUUCGUGGCUUAGCCGUUGGUAUUGCAAUGGUGAUGUUUGGCCGCAUGGAGGAAGCAGAUGCACUAAUCGAGAACCUCUGUCGGGACAAGGAUCCACUUCUUCGCCGCUCUGCUAUGCAUACCAUUGCCAUGGCCUACUGUGGUUCGGGCAGCAACAAGGCCAUUCGUCGCCUCCUUCACAUCGCCGUCAGUGACGUCAACGACGACGUACGCCGCGCUGCAGUGGAGGCCCUCGGCUUCAUACUCUUCAGGACACCCGAGCAAUGCCCCAGUGUGGUAUCCCUCCUGUCGGAAAGCUACAAUCCCAACGUUCGCUACGGUUCUGCGAUGGCGCUCGGAAUCUCAUGCGCCGGAACCGGAAACAAGGAAGCGCUGGCUCUUCUGGAACCCAUGACGAACGACCCCGUGAACUACGUUCGCCAAGGAGCACUCGUUGCUUCUGCCUUAAUUUUGAUCCAACAGACAGAAGCCACCUGCCCCAAAGUGAAAGACUUCCGACAACUCUACCACAAGGUGGUCUCCGACAAGCACGACGAUGUGAUGGCAAAGUUUGGAGCCAUCAUCGCCCAGGGCAUUCUGGACGCCGGAGGACGCAAUGUCUCCAUCGGACUCCUUUCUCGUACAGGCCACACGAAUCUUGCGGCUGUUGUGGGCAUGCUGGUCUUCACACAGUUCUGGUACUGGUUCCCUCUGGCGCACUUUCUAUCCCUUGCGCUCACUCCCACGUGCCUGGUGGGACUGAACGGUGAGUUGAAGAUGCCCCGCUUCAGUGUGCGAUCGGCGGCCAAGCCAUCUACCUUCGCCUAUCCGCCGCCCCUGGAAGAGAAGAAGGAACGCGAGAGAGAAAAGGUGACCACGGCCGUGCUCUCGAUCACGGCCAAGGCGAAGCGGAAAGAGGCGGACAAGAAAGAGCAGAAGGAGCAAGCUACACCGGAAAGCAUGGAAGUGGAUGAGGACAAUAAAACGAAAGAAGAAGCGAAACCAACUGAGGAAGCUGCACCACCUGCUGCAACUCUAGCAGAGUCGGCUGAGGCUGAGACUAAGAAAGAAGGCGAAGAUGCAGCUGCGAAAGAGAAGAAGCCAGAACCAAGCUUCGAAAUGCUCAGUAACCCGGCUCGUGCAGUGAAACCACAACUGAAAGUUAUACAGAUGCCCGAGGGAUGCCGCUACAGGCCCAUCAAAGAUAUAACCAUCGGCGGUAUCAUAAUGAUGAUAGAUACCAAGUCUGAAGACGUUGAGGAACUUGUGGAACCCGUUUCUGCUGGUGGACCCACGGCUGAGAGCGACGAAGGUGAAGAACCUGAGCCUCCGGAGCCGUUCGAGUACGUCGACGAGUAAUGGUCAUUUCCUGCUUCGCACCAGCCACGUCGUAGGAGAUCUUGUGUUAAUAAAUGUCAUUUUCACAUCCCA
Molecule: messenger RNA, 3231 nt
Organism: Ornithodoros turicata
Lineage: Eukaryota; Metazoa; Arthropoda; Arachnida; Ixodida; Argasidae
Gene: Rpn2
Product: 26S proteasome non-ATPase regulatory subunit 1-like
Exons: 24
Coding region: 136-3159 (1007 amino acids)
Biological process (GO): regulation of protein catabolic process; proteasome-mediated ubiquitin-dependent protein catabolic process
Cellular component (GO): nucleus; proteasome regulatory particle, base subcomplex; proteasome complex
Molecular function (GO): enzyme regulator activity
Source: RefSeq, a predicted model, not a curated record